Clonostachys solani is the source of this 1950-nucleotide messenger RNA. The record is from the annotation of a GenBank genome assembly. Lineage: Eukaryota; Fungi; Ascomycota; Sordariomycetes; Hypocreales; Bionectriaceae.
AUGCUUUGCAAAGUUUGUUGUGACACUCUUCAGUGGACUCUAAACCCUCACUCAGUCCCUCACGUGAAGCAAGUAUGCACCAUUGAACAAUUCAAACACGACAGCGGCUUUGGAAAUGUCUACCUUCCAACUCAAGAGCAGACUCCUAUAGUGCCUGUCGAUCGACCUCUUUAUAUGUUCAGUCAUCACCUUACUCUGGAGUCCUUUGAGCAGUCUGUUCGCGAUGGCUGUUCUGUCUGUGUUGGCUUGAACUCCCUCGAAAACCUGCCAGACGAUAACCCAAUGAUCGCCGCACUAGGUUUUUACUCCUUAUUCAAGCACCAGACAAUACGACUUUCCCCCCAUAGGGUGUCAUCCGACAUCUCGUUGUAUAGCCGCAACCACAGCACGUCAUAUCAUACGACACUUAAUGGAUGGAUUGGGCCACUCGAUAAUUUCAAUAUCAAUCUCAGCCCAUCGACCGGCGAUGAGACCACGUUCCGGCUCAUUGACGCUUGGCUGGACACAUGCCUUAGAAGCCACAAGGAAUGUGCCCAGGCAGGCGCAUUUGUUCCACCACGCCUUCUGCAACUUGAUGCUGCCGGAAAUUUCCGGCUGGUCCUAAAAGACGAUGUCAAACCUGGAGCUCGAUACGCUACAUUCGUUCACUGUUAUGAUAUCGACGAUAGCACCACUCGGCUGAUUCAAUCCACUAUUGAACAAUUCCUUUCCUCUCAGCCUUUGUCGAUUUUACCAUCAUCAUACCGCGAUGCAUUCACGGUGCUUCAGCGAAUGGGUUUUCAAUACCUAUGGAUAGAUCUACUUUGUGUUAUUCAGGACAGUAGAUCCGAUUUGGCUGAGCAUGAAAAUGCGAGGAACAACAUUUACGCCAACAGCUUCCUUGGUAUUGGUGCGGCUGGCUCAAGCUCUCCAGCUUCUGGGCUCUUCGUCGAGAGAGACCCACAAUGUGUUGUAGCCAACGACAACCAAUUCUAUACAGCCAACGAUGGAACAAUUAUCCCACUCACUGCGAAGCCCCAGGUGCAAAGAAUUAACUUCCUCGAUGAGCCACUCUCUCGAAGUGCGAAUGCGUUAGAAGCGCGGUUUAUCACUCCACGUAUGGUUCAUUUUGGGAGUAAAAUGGUCUUUUGGGAGUGCUAUGGUGCUAUCGCCGAUGAGGUUCAUCCUCGUGCCAGGCAUAUUAAUACUGGUUCGGGGCGUGAGAGCGAGAUAGACCUCUUUGGGUCGGACAUCAAACCACUUCAUGGUAUUCAGUAUAUGCCGUCGAAUAAUCGGAUCGCCCAGAUACACUCUCAAUGGCGGACUAUUGUAGAGCAGUAUACCCAAUGCGAAAUGCAACCACAAGAUGGUGGCGGUCGCCUCUUGGCGCAUGUGGCAUCCAAAAUCAAGGGACUUCUGGAACAACAAGGCGUGCAGGAGGUGACCUAUCUCGCCGGUAUGUGGAAGAACUUUUUCCCCGCUGAGUUGCUCUGGCACUCUUCCCCAAAUGACACUCGUCGUGUCAGAGACAGGGCGCCAUCGUGGAGCUGGCUGGCUCUAGAGGCCCCAAUCAGGUAUUCAACACUCAAUCUGGAGAAAGUGAAUGCCAGCCUACUCUUCUUGCCCGUUUGCGCCGAGACUGAGACGAUUUUGGAGACCAAGGCGCUGAAGAAUCCGGAUACCGGUAUAAUCAUCGCUGACGUGCAAGAUUGGGAGUUGAUACAUCAAGUCCAUUGGUUGAUACACUUUGAUACAAAGGGCGAUAUGGAUGUGGGCGAAGUAUUCGUGAUACCAAUCAGCACCGAGCCGGAACGAAGAGAGCGAUGGUGGCAUAUUCGGGGGUUGGCUUUACGCCAACUUGAUGAUAACAAUUUCAUCCGAUGUGGCUAUUGUUCACUCUCAGCAGGUAGUGAAGAGCAAGCGCGUGCUCUUUUCGAGGAAGUUCCCGAUCGUGAGAUUACCAUUAUCUGA